Meriones unguiculatus (Mongolian gerbil) is the source of this 1303-nucleotide messenger RNA. RefSeq names its product profilin family member 4 (gene Pfn4). The transcript has 4 exons. Gene Ontology annotation, molecular function: actin monomer binding. Bases 787 to 1176 code for a protein of 129 amino acids. The record is from RefSeq and is a predicted model, not a curated record. Gene Ontology annotation, cellular component: cell cortex. NCBI's taxonomy places the organism in Eukaryota, Metazoa, Chordata, Mammalia, Rodentia, Muridae.
CCUCGGGGCUCCCGCGGUGGCCGGUGGUUAGUUGGCGGCCCCCGUUGGGCUGCCCGCCUCCCAUCGGUCACUCCCCAGAGGGGAGCGGCGAGAGAGGGCGCUCUCCCCGCUAGGCACCUGCGGUGAACGAGCGUUUGUGGCGGUUGCUCCCGGGAGAGCCGUCCAAGAUGGCGGCACGUGGCGGUGGACGCAGUUGUACAGGGCCUCCCGUGUGGUCUUAGAGCUCGCGUCUGUGGACCAGUGUCUGGUCAAGGAGGAGGAAUGAGACGGUUAUCCAUUCUAACUCGAUGUUUCUCCUUCGUGGGCGGCUUUGAGAUUUUUUGGAUGACUGGUUGUUUCUUUUUGUUUCUGCUUUACUUUGCUUUCAUUUAUUUACUUGUUCAUUUUUGCGGGUCUGCGGACUGAUUGGAGGAUCCCCGAGCUUCCCUCGCAGAUCUGUAUAGAGUCUCCGCAGAUCUUUUUUUUUUUUUUUCCUUUAAGGUAGGGUCUCUUUGACCUUUAACUUAGGACUUUCCUGCCCCUAGAGUACCUGAGAUAACAGGCUUGGACAUUUGUUUUUGAAUCUCAGUAAAUCAUUACAUAGCCAUUUUGUUUGUUUUUUUGGUUUGUUUGUUUGUUUGUUUUUUCCCAUCUGAGUAUUGGUAAGCACUGGGUGGUGGACCACCAUUUUCACUUUUCCAACAUUUUAAAGGACACACACAGAUACUACCACUGAAGUGUCAGAGGCACUUGGAUUCUCACACGAGGAGCCUUCAACUACAGUUUCCGGUUCAGAGCUGAGGAGCCAUGAGUCACUUGCAAAACUUACUGCUAGACACCCUACUGGGGACGAAGCAUGUGGACAGUGCAGCCCUCAUCAAACUCCAGGAAAGGAGCCUGUGUGUGACGUCACCAGGAUUUAAUAUAAUGCCCAGUGAUGUUCGAACACUUGUGAAUGGAUUUGCCAAAAACCCAUUGCUAACCCGAAGGGAAGGGUUGUAUUUCAAGGAAAAGGAUUACAAGUGUGUCCGGGCAGAUGACUCUUCUCUCUAUGCUAAAAAUGAAAACACUGGCGUGGUGGUGGUGAAGACCCACCUGUACCUUCUGGUGGCUACUUACAUUGCAGGCAUGUAUCCUAGUGUCUGUGUAGAAGCCACAGAGAAGCUGGGAGACUAUCUAAGAAAAAAAGGAAACUAAGUCAUCAGACAACUAGUGAAGACAACUUUGUUAUUUUGGAAGAAAAGUAUAGAUCCUUAAGAAAAAGAUUUUGUGGUUGAAAAACACUGAAUUUGAGAUUAAAACAAGGACUGAGUUAAGGAAGCAA